Messenger RNA from Populus trichocarpa (black cottonwood), 1354 nucleotides. Its product is annotated as probable methyltransferase TCM_000336. The record is from RefSeq and is a predicted model, not a curated record. NCBI's taxonomy places the organism in Eukaryota, Viridiplantae, Streptophyta, Magnoliopsida, Malpighiales, Salicaceae. The transcript has 4 exons. Bases 195 to 1331 code for a protein of 378 amino acids. Gene Ontology annotation, molecular function: S-adenosylmethionine-dependent methyltransferase activity. Gene Ontology annotation, biological process: methylation.
UGGGGAACAAUCAAAUGUAACAUCGGAUUGGCUUUGUUGCCCCAUGAUAAUGAUGCUACCAUGACACUACAAAUUUAAAUGUUAUCUUGAGACACCAUCGUGACCAAUGUAUGCUGAGAAAUUAAAAGGGAUGAAGGGUAAAAACUAAAAAGAAAAGAGCAAAUCAUGAUUGAAAGUUUUCCUUUAAAAGAAGGAUGAUUACUAGCACCAGAGCAAUGAAACCGAUUGGCACGAACCAAAAUAUGGAUGUUGAGAAAGUCUUUCACAUGACAGGAGGUACUGGAGAUAAUAGCUAUGCCAAGAACUCCUCAUACCAGAAGAAGGUAUCUGACAUGGUCAAGCACAUAACCAUGGAAGCAUUACAAGAAGUCUAUCUUGCACUAGCACCAAAGAGCUUAGGCAUAGCUGACUUGGGUUGCUCCAGUGGAUCUAACUCAUUAUCAAUCAUCAAAGAUAUUGUUGAAGCUGUAGAAGCAGCAAGUUGUAAAAUCAUGAUCCCAGCACCUGAGUUUAGAGUGUAUCUUAAUGAUCUUCCGACUAAUGACUUCAAUUCAAUCUUUAAGUCGUUGCCAGAUUUUUACAGGGACCUCAACAAAGAAAGAAGUGAUGGGCCUCCCUUGCUUUUCAUAGCAGGUUAUCCUGGUUCAUUUUAUGGGCGACUUUUCCCCAACGAUUGCUUGCACUUUGUUCAUUCGUCAUACAGUUUGCACUGGCUUUCCAAAGUUCCUCCAUCACUUUAUGAUAAGCAAGGCAAACCGAUUAACAAGGGCAGCAUUCACAUUUCUGAAUCAAGCCCUCCACUUGUAUCCCAAGCAUACUAUGCGCAGUUCCAAGAGGACUUCUCGUUGUUCCUUCGCUCGAGGUCUGAAGAACUUACUACUGGAGGGCGUAUGGUGCUGAUAAUGUUAGGAAGAAUAGGUCCAGAUCAUGUUGAUAGAGGCAACUCAUUCUACUGGGAACUCCUUUCAAGAUCUCUUGCCAUUUUGGCUACCCAGGGGGAGAUCGAGAAGGAAGACAUAGAUUCUUAUGAUGUACAUUUCUAUGCACCAACCAAGGAUGAAAUGGAAGCUGAGAUAAGGAGAGAAGGUUCCUUCGAAUUGGAAAGAUUUGAGAUGUUUGAAACAGAGAAGGAACUUUACAAGGUUAGUGAAAACUAUGGAACUGAAGUUGCAAUGACAGUUAGGGCUAUCCAAGAAUCCAUGCUUUCCCACCAUUUUGGAGAAGGAAUUUUAGACGCUUUAUUUGAGAUCUAUGGAAGAAUGGUAGAAGAGGAAAUGCUUAAAGAAGAAAUUAAUCCCAUUACUUUUGUUGUAGUUCUUAGAAAAUUAUAAAUGAUAAUUAUGGCCAUUAAAAA